AUGGCCUCCUCCUCCUCGGCUGCAGACAGUGGCCUGGCCCUCUCUCCUUGGAGCCAUCGGCGGCAGGAGGAGGCGGGGGAGCUGCGCCGCCUGAACGACCGCCUGGCCGCCUACAUCCACCGCGCCCGGGCCUUGGAGGCCUCCCAGGCCGCCCUCCAGCUCCGCCUGGGCGAAGACGCCGAGCAGAGCUGCCUCCUCCUCCGCCAGUGCUACCAGGCGGAGCUGGCCCAGGCCAGGAAGGCCAAGCAGCAGCAGGCCAGCGAGGGAGCGCGCCUCCAGGGGGCGCUGCAGGCCCUGCGCCAGGAGCACCGGCAACUCCUGGCCAGGAACUCUACAAAAGAAAAUGAUUUAAGCCUGGCGGUUGCUCGUGUGAAGGAUCUCGAUGCUCAGCUCAACUCCAAAGAGGCCGAACUGGCAACUUCAUUGAGUAGACAACAACACCUGGAGAGAAAUCUUCACGAGUCCAAGGAGCAAAUAAUCUCUCUAAAAGAGGCAGUGAAUGAUUCCAAAAACCAACUUCAGAAUGAGAAGUUGAGGAGGAUAGAUUUAGAAAACCAAAUGAAGACACUCCAAGACCAAGCGACAUUUCUGAAGCACCUCCAUGAAAAUGAACUUAGGAACAAGAAGCAACUCUAUGCGAGCAGAAUUCAAGAAAUAGAGUCUGGUCGUCAGCAGGAAUUUGAGAACAAAUUGUUGAAGGCUCUCCAAGACCUCAGAAAAGAACAUGAAGAACAGAUUCAGGAAUACAAAUAUAAGACGGAGCAAAACUUCCAGGCCAAAAUGGAAAAUGUCCAGCUUUCUGCAGCAAAGAACACUGAUUUUGCCAACUGUACCAUGGAAAAGCUCACUGAAACCAAACUGAAGGUUGAUACCCUAAUAUCACAGAACAGUGCAUUAGAAGUCAGGAUAAAAGAACUAGAAGCCAGAGCAAGGGAGCUUCAGAAGACAGUUGACCAUGAACGUGAUUCAUCAAAGAAGCGCAUAGCUGAAAAGGAUAAGGAGAUGGCAGAAAUGCAACAGCAUAUGCAGACUCAGCUGGAGGAGUAUGAGCAUUUAUUGGAUGUGAAGCUAGCUCUGGAUCUUGAGAUCAGUGCCUACCGGACAAUGCUGGAAGGAGAAGAAGAACGUUUAAAAAUAUGCAGACCCUCUUUGGAAGGUGGGGGAAAACAGACAACAAGCAGUCAGGGCCACCGUGAUUCCCUGCAAGGAAAGAAAAGGAAACGGGCAUUAGCCAAAAAGCAAGCCCACAGUGCAAGUGUCAAAGUGGUCCAGCGUGCGUCUUCUUCAGGAAGUAUCUCCAUAGAAGAAAUUGAUACAGAGGGGAAAUACAUUAAAAUUAAAAACAACUCUGAUAAGGAUCAGUUGCUAACUGGUUGGACAGUAAGAAGGCAGCACAGAAAUGAAUCGGACAUAAUGUACCAGUUUCCUGCUCGAUUUACUCUUCUGGCUGGUCAAGUAGUUACAAUCUGGGGUGCAAGAGAAGACUCAAGCCCAUGUCCUGGUGUGCUUGUCUGGGAAUCCCAAAAGCCAUGGGAUGUUGCAGAGACCAUUAGCAUUGCACUCCUUAACGCUGAUGGUAAAGAAACAGCAGAAGGAAAGAUCAUCUAUGUUGAUAAAGGAGAAGGUGAUGGAGAAGUGGAAGAUGCUGCUGAUAAGAAAAUGGAGCUUUAUGGUCAGCAAAAUGAAAGCCGCAGCUGUCCCAUAAUGUAGUCAGGAAAAGAUGGUGAUGAUCUACGGAGGUUUCUUACACAAAAUGACAUUCUCUGGAAAAUGUGUAAACUUUAGGGAUAAAUGCCAUACUGGAAUUUUGUGGAACUUUACAUCCCACAGCGUCAGAUGCUGGAUGUUGUGUCUUGGCAUAUUGGGUCUUUCCUUGAUUGGAGCUACUGAAGCUGGAAUAUAAUGCAUCUCCAAGAAGGACUGAAGUGGUUUCUCAGACAGCCCUAAGAUGUUGUGCUGCUUUAAAAACCUGUUUAAGAGUCAAAUGCUGUCAAAUUAAUACAGCAGUAGAAUCAACAGUGCUCAUUUAGAUGGUAAGGUCCCACUUGCUUUUAGAUCUGCUUCUCAUGGAAUUUACAAUAAUCAAAAACAAAGCUACCGCAUUGCUCUAUUUCUACAUUCAUUGAGGCCCUUCUCCCCUCUGCACAGAUACCUAGGCAAAAUGGUUCAAUUUUAUUCUUGUGGCUGACUGCUGAAGAUUAAUGCUCUGGUAUUACAGUGUGCAGCCUUCUACAUGAUGUUGGACUAUAUAACUCUCAUCAGACCUACUCAGCAGAAUGAGUGGUGAGAAAUGAUGGAAGCUGCAGUUCACCAGCAUCUGGAGGACCACAUAAUUGUGCAUUUUGGUGCUCCCCUCUUUCAUAACUUGGGAACACCUCAAUGUAAGUGUACAAUUAAAUCAAGAGGAGUUCUUCAGCUCCCUUACAUUCUAUCAGCUACGUAAUGCUACUCAUUUUAUGUUUUUGGCUGUAGUGUAUUAUUUUGGUAGCCCGACUCUUAUGCGCAGCCUGUGUAGACUGCACUGUUGAAUGAGCCUGUGCGGUUCAGUUAUAAAGAGGUGAGAACUUUAGAUGCUUUCUCAGAACCUGGGAAAUGUUCUUGAGCUACAGUUCCCAGAAUGCAUGAGUUGACAUGGGUCUUGUAAAACAAAAAUAACUUCUCCAAGUUCUGUUAUUUCUUUACCCUCCUUAUCAUCCUAACCUAACCCAUCAAAAAGCCCUUCAAUAGGAUGCAGAAUGGAAAUAGAAAUAGCAGCGAUUUUUAAACCCUCUAGUUCUCUGUCACUCUCUAAUGUUUUGGAUGGGGUCAGGGGCUGCUGUAUUUCAAUGCACAGGGUUUAGUAAACACUCCUGUGUUUGUCAAUCUGAAAGAGUGUACUCAUUGCUACAUGCCUCAACAAUACAAAAGGUUUGUUUUAAUGACAGUUUUUUUCUCUACAAGAGUAACAUUUCAGUUGGAUUUCUCGAUCAGCAAAUAUUUUAAAAGAGUUAGCUAAUAAAUAAUUAUAUUAUUUAUAAUAAUUAUAAAUAAUAUUAAAUUAUUAACAUCAGGCUUUGCCUCUAAUAUUUUAGUAGAUCUAAAUAUGUGAUAGUAAUAUUUCACCACAUUUAGAUAGGGAUAAAUGCUUUUCCUGUUGAACCACUUGCUUUCUAUUAUCUUCCAUACAGCUCACGAAUCUUUAUGGUGUUUAAACCAAUAAACUUCUUUGGUUUUGGCAAGCCAUAG
Sceloporus undulatus (fence lizard) is the source of this 3225-nucleotide messenger RNA. RefSeq names its product lamin-L(III)-like. The record is from RefSeq and is a predicted model, not a curated record. The coding region runs from base 1 to 1710 and encodes 569 amino acids. The transcript is spliced from 11 exons. NCBI's taxonomy places the organism in Eukaryota, Metazoa, Chordata, Lepidosauria, Squamata, Phrynosomatidae.